This is a messenger RNA of Ricinus communis (castor bean), 2538 nucleotides long. Its product is annotated as WAT1-related protein At3g30340. Gene Ontology annotation, molecular function: transmembrane transporter activity. The transcript is spliced from 6 exons. NCBI's taxonomy places the organism in Eukaryota, Viridiplantae, Streptophyta, Magnoliopsida, Malpighiales, Euphorbiaceae. The coding region runs from base 1217 to 2326 and encodes 369 amino acids. Gene Ontology annotation, cellular component: plasma membrane. The record is from RefSeq and is a predicted model, not a curated record.
GCUGUAUAAUUAUUGAAGAAAAAGGCGCCGCAGAAGGGGUGAGGGGCUCCUCCUAAAAGCAUCAUCUUCUUCUACACAUUCCUGCUUCUAAAGAUUGCGAAUCUGCAGUACAUUAUCCCAUAUAUGCAUAUAAUAUGCAUGGCCUGCUCACUAGCAGCCUAUUCCAUUGCUUUUCAAAUACUCCGCAAGCCCUAUAAUUUUGGCUUCGAAACGUGUCGAUGGCUUAAUUUUGGAGGGUAUUUAUGCACUUCCAUAAGAGAAUAAGAUAUUAGAAAAGGCACAAAAGAGCAUUUUCUUUGGAUUUUAUUUUAAUCCAAUACUCAUUGCCAGGCUGCGUGUAUUUCUAGAAAAGAAUCAAGUACUGAGCAACCAAAAGAUGGACUGGUUGAUUGGCAUGGAGUUCCGUCACUUAAUGGAACUGAUUAAGGAAUACUGAUAAACUUGGAUUACAAGAUUGUGGAAACAAAAGAGUCAGACAUGAAGAACUGGGAUCGUUGAAAUGGGGACUGCUGCCUAUGAUUUUUCUGUUAGUUGAUACGUGAAAGCGUUUGGUAUUUUUUUUAAAGUUAUUUUCACCAUCAUUUCAUCUGAAUCACAAGAAGAUUUGACAUAUUAUUCUUGCUUUCCAGAUUAUAAGUGCAUGUAAGAAUGCUGCUCAUUCUGUUUCGAAGAUGAAGUAUUAGAUGCUAUGUACAGGGUCCUGAGAAGAGUAUCAAAUUUACUUCCACUCAAAAGAUGCCGAUGAGCUAUAUAUGGCAAGAGUAAUGAUCAAUAAAAAGAAGGGGAAAAAGAAAGGCGAGCUUAACUGACAUAAUAAACAUCAAACAGAUAAAGCCUGUAAGGAAAUUAAUGGGCGUGAAAGGAUUACACUUCUCUUAGAGAUGAGAUCACGCAUUGAUGCUUCACUGUUUAGUGUCAACCUGGCAAAUGAUUCCCAUAAUCUCCCAUUUGUUAAAAAGGAUCAGUCAAAACAAAGGGAAAAAAAUAAAAUAAAAGAGAAUACAUAUAUUAAACUAUUGUCAAAGUUGGUUGCUUAAAGCAUUGAUGUGAUCUGAAGAAUUUGAUCUUGCUUUAUUCCUACUUAUUCCAGAGCUCACCGUCUAUUUAGAGCACCAGAUGACUGGCUGAGAUGUAUCGAUGUGCUAUAGUUGAUAGCAGAAAUUCUUUUUGACAGGUCUUACUGCUCCUUCUCCUCCUUCAAAGAGUGCUGAAUUAAAUGGCCGAUGAUAUAAAGAGCUGCAAUAAGUGGAAACCUUUCAUUGUGAUGUUAGCAGUUGAUUUUGCCUUUGCCGUUGUGAAUAUUCUUCUUAAGAAAGUCCUUGAUGAGGGGAUUAAUCAUUUGGUUCUUAUCACAUACCGCCUUUUAAUUUCUGCUGGUUUCUUAGGCCCCAUAGGCUACUUCUGUGAAAGGAAUAGCAGAACAAAGCUCACAUUUCGCAUCACAUGUUACCUCUUCGUGAGUGCAAUUAUUGGGGCAUCACUAACGCAAUUUGUCUUCCUUCUUGGUAUCCAAUAUACAUCUGCUACAUUUGCGUGUGCCUUCAUCAACAUAGUGCCUGUAGUCACAUUUAUAGUGGCAUUGCCUUUUGGGAUGGAGAAUGUAAAUAUAAAAUCGAAUAGCGGAAGAGCUAAAGUAGUGGGGACUUUGGUAUGUGUUGGAGGUGCCAUGCUGUUGACUCUUUAUAGAGGAAUGCCUUUAUUCAGCCAUCCACAAUCACGGAGUAUACAUCAAGCCAUUCAACAUGGUAUCAACCCGAAUUACACUAAAAGAGCAGAAAGAUGGACAAUUGGGUGUGUGGCAUUGAUUGUAGGAGUUCUUCUGUGGUCUUCAUGGUUUAUACUUCAAUCAAAUGUUAGCAAGAGAUUUCCCUACCAAUACUCUAGCACUGCCAUUAUGACCUUCUUCGGAGCCAUCCAGUCUGCGGUGUUAUGCUUUUCCACAGAAAGGAAUCUCUCUAUCUGGAUUCUCAAGGGAAAAAUAGAAAUCCUAACUGUCCUGUACGCUGGAAUGGUGGGAUCAGGCCUGUGCUAUGUAGCGAUGUCAUGGUGUGUAAAGAAAAGGGGCCCUGUCUUCACUUCAGCAUUCAGUCCCCUGGUUCAGAUAAUGGCAGCCAUGAUUGAUAUCCCUAUCUUGCAUGAGGAACUCCACCUGGGCAGCUUGCUAGGAUCCAUCAUUGUGAUAAUUGGACUCUACAUUCUGCUGUGGGGUAAGAAUAGAGAGAUGCAAAAUCAUGCAACAAAAGUCGCUCAAGAAGCUGAAGAGAUUAAAGAACAAGAGCCGCAAUCACAAGUGAUUACUGUCCCCUGUGAUGCAAGGUGUUCUUAGCGGACAAAUUAUCUGAUGUUCUCUUGCAAUUAAUCGUGCUCCACCGACUCUUCUCUGGUGUUGGGACUCUUCUCUGGUGCUGUAUUUCAGAGUUUAUCAAUAAAAUUUGCUUGCGGUAUUUUCUAACUCAAUAUAAGGCUUCAGGAUUAGUGUUCUAGAACUUGACAUUGUUAAAGUUACCAAUCUUACUACUACUCUAGUUGAGAUUCUAA